AUGGAGAAAUGGAGCAAUCAGACCACUGGAACAGAUUUUAUUCUUCUGGGACUGUUUCACCAUACUCAAGUGCCCAAUCUCCUCUUCACACUCAUCUUCCUUGGAUUCCUGGUGGCCACUGUAGGAAACAUGAUGAUGAUCCUCCUCAUUGGUCUGGACUCUCGCCUCCAUACGCCUAUGUACUUUCUUCUCAGCCAGCUUUCCUUCAUCGAUCUCUUGUACAGCUCCGCUUUUGUCCCCAAGAUAGCCAUUGACUUCUUGUCUGGGAGGAACCACAUUUCUUUUACUAGCUGUGGAAUUCAGUUCUUCCUCUUCAUGUUACUCAUGGGAGCAGAGUGCCUUCUCCUGGCAGUCAUGGCUUAUGACCGCUACGUGGCUGUGUGCCACCCUCUCCAUUACUCAAUGCUCAUGCGCCCCACAGUCUCCGCUUCCAUGGUUACAGGAACCUGGUCGUGUGCUCUGCUCAAUGCCCUGAUUCAUGUUACAUACACUAUGAACCUACGUUACUGCUCUGCCAGGCAAAUCCAUCACUUCUUUUGUGAAAUCUCAGCUCUCCUCAGACUUGUUUGUACUGACACUUCUCUUUAUGAAAACAGUCUCUUCAUCAGUGGGAUUGUAUUCCUCCUCCUUCCAAUAUUGGCCAUCAUGGCCUCCUAUGGGAAAAUCCUCUCCACUGUUGUGGGGUUAAGAUCGAACUUGGGGAAGAAAAAAGCCAUGGCAACCUGUUCUUCUCAUAUGAUUGUGGUGUCUCUCUUCUAUGGCACAGCCAUCAGCAAGUAUUUUCUUCCCAAAGCAUACCACACUGCUGAGCACGAUGAAGUGACCUCCAUCUUCUACACCAUUCUCACACCCAUGCUCAACCCCCUCAUCUACAGCCUCCGAAACAAAGAAGUAGCUGGCGCACUCAGGAAAGUUCUGGGAAGGUAG
This is a messenger RNA of Dipodomys ordii (Ord's kangaroo rat), 927 nucleotides long. Its product is annotated as olfactory receptor 2AK2-like. The record is from RefSeq and is a predicted model, not a curated record. Gene Ontology annotation, biological process: G protein-coupled receptor signaling pathway. NCBI's taxonomy places the organism in Eukaryota, Metazoa, Chordata, Mammalia, Rodentia, Heteromyidae. The transcript has a single exon. The coding region runs from base 1 to 927 and encodes 308 amino acids. Gene Ontology annotation, molecular function: G protein-coupled receptor activity; olfactory receptor activity. Gene Ontology annotation, cellular component: membrane.